This is a messenger RNA of Diatraea saccharalis (sugarcane borer), 1276 nucleotides long. The record is from the annotation of a GenBank genome assembly. NCBI's taxonomy places the organism in Eukaryota, Metazoa, Arthropoda, Insecta, Lepidoptera, Crambidae.
AAUUUAAAUUUUCGAAAUCGAUAUUUAACCUAUUCAUUAUAUAUUGGUUAUCCGAUACAUCAUUGUACAUCCCUAAACCGAACCAAACUCCGACGACCAAUAUUGUCAAAACAGCUGAUUUGUGGAAAAUUCGAUUUUUGGAUACUCUGUCGAUUUCUCCAAAAGAUAUACAAUUACGAUAUGGCGGAAAUACAAACACUCAUUGAAAUGGGAUUUUCAAAAGAACGAGCGGAGAAAGCUCUGGCUAUUACUAACUAUAAAGGCGUGGAGCCUGCUAUGGAGUGGUUAUUAGCUCACGCAGAUGACCCGCAAAUGGAGACUGGGCAAACUGUUGGUGGCAGUUCUACAGUGACUGCUCCUGAAGCGACGCCGGUCGUCGAAUCUGCAGAAGCCCAAUCUGCUGAUGAGGCAAAAUCAUUUAAAUGUGAUGAAUGCGGCAAACUGUUCAAAGAUCAAGACGAGAUGGAAUUUCACGCGGCAAAAACAAACCAUAGCAGUUUCUCAGAGUCUACAGAGGAAAAAAAACCAUUGACUGAAGAGGAGAAAAAAGCUCAAUUAGCACUACUCGAGGAGAGAAUGAAGCAGAAAAGAAAAGAGAGAGAAGAAAGGGAAAAGGCAGAAGCAUUAGAACGUGAGCGCCUCCGUAUUAAGUCAGGAAAAGAUCUGCAAGAUGCUCGUUUAAGGCUACAGGAACAGGAGAUGAUGAAACUAGUUGAGCAAAGGAGAAGGGAAAAGAUAGAGGAUCAAAAAGCGAGAGAACGAGUUAGAGCACAAAUAGAAGCAGACAAACAAGCCAGAAAACUGGCAGCGUCGAAGUCGUCGACGCCAGCAGAGCCGGCGGAGACGAAGCCGCCGAUGGCCGCAGAGCCGGCGGCGGCUACAGUGACGGGCGCGUGCCGCAACUACGAGCAGGCGCGGAUACAGCUGCGGCUGCCCGACGGCAAGGCACUGCUGCACACGUUCGGGGCUAAAGAACAACUGGCAGCUGUCAGAUUAUUUUUACAAAUGAAUGCUCAGGAGUUCGCUCAGCAGGAGAAUUUUAAACUGAUGACCACAUUCCCCAAGAAAAUAUUCACAUCUGAUGAUUACGAAAAGCCUUUGGAAUUAUUAGGUCUUGUCCCAUCAGCCGUCAUAAUUGUUUCAAAAGGCGUAUAGCCCAAUUAUGAAUAAGGGCAGCGAUGCGUGAUGGACGUGUGACUCGUAUAAACGGGAUGCGGUAUAAAAAUUAUAAUGUAUUUAACGUACAAUGAAAAUAAAAGUUUGUGUAUGUACUCUA